AUGAUCCACACCAAAGACUUUUCCGUCAGAGAGUUGUCUCCCUUGAGCAGCAGCAGCAGAGCCGGCACCAAGCGAUCGGCCGCCAAUGAUGCAGAUGGAGGGGUCUUGGGCGAUCUAUUCCGUGCUCGAACCGAUGCCUUUCCCACUUCAUCCGUCAUGCACCACAAUGAUGACUUGCCUAUCCAACGAGUGGCUCCUCUGGUGUCGACCAUGAUUGGAGAAGAGUCAUCUCUCUUUCCAAACUGUCACGUCAUGAAGUCAUCAUCUGCUGCUCAAGAGCAACCAUGUUCGAGUCUGUUUCGUCAGCUUGUUCACACGAAACGAUUCAAGCCUUCCUCCUCUCUACAGCAAAGCAGUGACAAGACCGAAAACGACUUUGUCUUUCCGUCGCAACAUUCUACACUCUUUGCUCUUUCCGCACUCCCCAGCCACAAUACGCGACCAGCAUCUGGAGAUGAAUUGCUGGAUCAAAGCCUCCGUUCCUUGACCACUGCCUUGUUGAUCACUCGACCAGCAGCAGUAUCCACCCAACAACAACCAUCAUGCCGCAAGCGACCGCGUCAUCAAGCCACGCGCAUGCGACUGGUCGGGCAAGUUUUGGGUCAACAGGGAGUGCGGCGGAUCGUGUCGUUGGUCAAGGAAAUCAAACAACAACAGCAGCAAAACAACAAGUUGGUAGAAGCUUGGGAAAACACGCCGUUGGAUGAUUUGAAGAAACAACCUUGGGAAGACUUGAUGCGAUCGGCCGAGGAGCAAUUGCAAGCAUCCAACGCAUGA
Messenger RNA from Seminavis robusta, 777 nucleotides. NCBI's taxonomy places the organism in Eukaryota, Bacillariophyta, Bacillariophyceae, Naviculales, Naviculaceae. The record is from the annotation of a GenBank genome assembly.